UGUAACGUUGAAUCUGUAAUAUUUGUCAUUGUGUGUGUUUAGUUGCGCGCGCAUACGUUUUUAUUGUUUAGGAGUAUGUUAGUUAAAUGUCGCGAUUGGAUAUGUUCACUCUUGGUAUUUUCUUGGAUAUUUGCUUAUUCACAUUCAGUGAAGGACAAAAAUAUGAAAUUAUGCCGCAAAUCAUGAAAAAAUCACCUAAAUACGACGUGCAUAGAAUACAAGCAAACGGUAAAGUUCAUAGAGCAAGAAAAAGUAACACUUUCGAUUACGAUUAUGAAGAUUGGGAAGACAAGGCUCCAGAUUAUAUAAAUUUCUACGUGAACGCGUCUGAUUCGACGACUGACACACAAACACAAGCUGACACGUCACCCACGAAUAUACCUGACAUCGUAACUGAUUUAACUUCCUCAAUUGAUGACAUCCAAUUAAUAAAUCAGACGGAAACUUUACAAGAUACAAUUGCAACAAACACAGAAACGAUUCUUGAAACGCAAAGCGUUACGUUUACUGCUGCAAGUACUGUUGCUACCAGUCCGUCUACGUCAUAUAUACCAGAAUUUCCGGAUUUCACUGAAGAUAUAUUUCAAAAGUCGACAAUAACUGUGCCCACGACAAGCAAACCCGCAAGAAAUCGUCUACUUAAUGAACUCAUUCUAGUAAAAAAAGAAACCCGUGAAGGGUAUUUCACGGCAGGUUUGGUCGUGGCGUUAAAGAAAUUAUCCGAAAAGGAACCGGAUGACCUUAAGAAUCUCAUUGUUGGUUUACACCACGAAGUCACCAGACUCAACAACCUCAAUAAGCUAGCGAUGUUGGGACCAAUAGUUCAGCAGACGUUCACUUCGAUGGUAUACGUUGCGACCUUAGCGUCCACUGAAGCUCUCCAAAUACAAUCACAAAACGGAGUGGGUGCUCUUCAAAACCGAAGAGAAGAUAUAGCGCCCGACUGGAAUGCUAUUCUGGACAUAGCUGAUACAAUAUACGAAGAAGGAGAUCUUCAUGACCUUGCGAAUUUCCUAAGAGACUUACAAGAUUAUCCCAAAAAUAACAAACAACCUAUCGAUAUAGCUAGUGAUGCUAUUAAGGUGUUAAUUUUCAUGCCAUAUGAAAGAAUAGAAGGAACUGCUAAAGAUAAAUUAUUAAGGCUAGAAAUACAAAAUGCUGUGAAACAAAGAUUGGAAGGAAGUAACUAUAUGGGAGGCCGGCGUCAAGUUGGCGACGGAGUUGAAGAUAAAACAUCAACUAACAGAUACAUGAAAGAAAUGGUAAAAUUUGAUCUCCGAACAAAAGAACCAACAUCGUCAACCGUAUACAUGGAAUAUGCACGAAACGCAACAAUCAUGAAGAGACUUAGGCACAAAAUGAAAUUAUACAAAGAGAAAUUCAAAAUAAUCAACCAGAAGGAAAGAGGAUCAAGCAGGAGAGGACCGACGACAACCACGACGACCACCACCACGACCACACCCAAACCACCGAUGCGAAAAAGCAAAUACUACAUACGGAAGUACGUGAAGAAAGAUCUUUAUAAAAUGACAACAACGACCAAAAAAACGACGACUUUCAGAAUCAGAUACUACGGCAAAAUAAGGAAGUUUAACAUCGACGGCGAUAACUUUGAUCUAAAACAUGCAGAACCUUCCAAUGGCAGUAAUGAUAGUGAAGGUUACUACUCAGAUACUGAGUAUAAUAACGAUAAACAAGCAGAUAUCAGCCUAGAAAGCGCAGGAGCCUAA
Messenger RNA from Vanessa atalanta (red admiral), 1730 nucleotides. RefSeq lists its product as uncharacterized. The transcript is spliced from 7 exons. The record is from RefSeq and is a predicted model, not a curated record. Lineage: Eukaryota; Metazoa; Arthropoda; Insecta; Lepidoptera; Nymphalidae. The coding region runs from base 87 to 1730 and encodes 547 amino acids.